AUGUCAACUGUUUUACCUAUUUUAAUACCAAAGAGCAAGAACAUUCUAUUACUAAAAGAUGAUAUUGGAAAACCUAAGCCAAGCACUCGAAAUCUUCCAGAUGAUAGCUUUAGAUAUGGGAAAUCAAGUAAGAGAGAUCCUAUUUAAAUUUAAUUUUCUACUUUAGAAUGCGGAAAUGAAAUCUCAUCGUUCAUGCGAAGAAAUCAUAGGGCCUAGAAUUCAGACAUUAACUUAAUGACCCAUGGGAUCAGAUAUAAACCCUAAACUCCAUUAGAUAAAGUCUUAAAACAAUAAUAUGCCUCUGAGGCAAAAGAGCAUUUAGACAAGAUCUAUCAACAGAGAAUGAAAACAGAACCCAAGACCCAAUCUUUUAAUAAAAAUAGGUCAUUUUCAUUAAGAUAACAACAUAAUACAAAAAAAGAAUAGAAAAAGAUGUUUAAGCUUUAGUAGUUUUAGGAUAUAAAAUCUAAAAUAUUUCAAUGA
Paramecium tetraurelia is the source of this 483-nucleotide messenger RNA. RefSeq lists its product as uncharacterized. The transcript has 2 exons. The record is from RefSeq and is a predicted model, not a curated record. Lineage: Eukaryota; Ciliophora; Oligohymenophorea; Peniculida; Parameciidae.